CGCUCGGCAAUGUGACGUAGGAAGCCAGAGUAUAUAACUGGGCUUAUAGUGUUGUUGAGGCUUUACGUAGCAUAUCAGAUGCCAGUCGCUGUUGGUUCAUGCUCUUUUUUGGCGGUUCGCAGAUGGCGCCCAACGCAUCUGCCGAACAGGCAUGCAUGCGUGUUUCAUCGCUCAUCGAAUCUCAUCAUGACAACCUGGCCGACCGAGUUGCGCCACAGAACGGGAACACGAACAACCGCUCUCUUCGUGCUUUUUGCAUGGGUCGAAACGAGAAGAUGCAUGCCGGUAUUUCUACGCGCUGGUAAACCAACAAACAGGUCAUGUUAUGAGAUCCGGCAUCGCGGAUGUAAUGUCGCACCGAGGAAACAUCGGCAUCCAGUUCAACGUCGCACAACAUGAAGCUUACACGGACGACCGACCCCAUAGUCUCAGAAUCGCCAUCAAUCCUCCCUCCCCCAACCAACCAACCAACACCAGUCAUUUAAAACAGCGCUACACUCUCAGUCGCCCAAGAAUAUUGCAUUUCUUUCAUAUUUUCGUUUCGUGCGCUUGGUCUGAUAAUGUCCGUCUGAUCCGCCUCGGGGACUGGAUCGAACAUCAAAAAAACACCCUUGUUUCACGAUCUGCAGCGCCUCCUCCGGCAGAGCACAGACUCUCUGCAUGGUGAUAUUUUGGGUACCACGAUCCAACAAGCCGAGACGCACUGCGAUCCAACAAGCCGAGACGGCAAGACGCUUGCUGUAGGCGAGAGGGAGGCGGGGAGCUGUCGGGCCCUUUCCCCCAUUCUGGCCGGUUGUGUUGUGACUGGACCGCGCGACGGCCCCGGCCGCCGUUGGGCAUCGUGGCCCGGAUACAUUGUGGCAGUCUCAUGCGGGUUUAACGUUGCUUCGGCACCGUGCAUGAUGGCUUCUCGCAGUUUGAACCAAAAAUGGUUGGUUUCCCCCGGAUGGCAAAUAUGAGGGAAAGAGGAGGAGGGGAGGAGGGCUGGGCUGGUGCCUUCAGACGCUGCUGGCUCAAGCUCCUCCAAGUCGGGGUCGGGGCUCAAGUGCAAGGUGCGCUGACCGAGAGCGAAGUCGGGCACAUAAGAAACUAGACAUAUGUAGCCCACAUAUCUCCUGCCCAGCCAGCCGUGAACGACGGGGUUCGUUUGUUGGGAAAACGUGCGAGCGAGGACCGGGUUGCGCCGCAGCAGGACUGUAGACCGACCCCAGCUCGUACGGCACGACUUCUGUCGACGACAUCAAAAGGAAAAAAAGGAAAAUUAUGAAGAGGGGCACAAUCAUACAGCGGCGGACCGGCAAGGUCUGGGACGAGCUGCCCGACGACUGGGACCCGACGACUGGCGUCCCUCCUCACGGCAGGCUACAACAUAAAGAUGCGAAUCCGAACCCGAUCCCGACGCCGCAGUACCUCAGCGGCGUGCAGGUGCUGAUCGUCCUCACGUCCAUCACGCUAGCCGCGUUCCUGCUGCUCCUUGACUCGACCAUCAUCUCGACCGCGGUCCCGAGCAUCACGUCCGAAUUCCAUUCCCUAAAGGAUGUUGGGUGGUAUGGCGCGGCCUACCAGCUCUCGAGUGCCGCUCUGCAGCCGCUCGUGGGCAAGCUCUUCACGCUCUUCGACAUCAAGGCCGUCUAUCUCGUCUUCUUCUUCAUCUUCGAGGUCGGAUCCGUGGUGUGCGCCGUCGCCGGCGGCUCGUUGGUCCUCAUCCUGGGGAGAGUCAUUGCCGGUCUCGGAGUCGCGGGCAUGUACACUGGCGGCAUGAUCAUUGUCGGGUCGUGUAUCAGGCCCGAAUCGAGAGCACUUUGCACUGGCAUCAUGAUGGGAUGCGGACAGCUCGGCCUCGUCACCGGGCCGCUCAUCGGCGGCGUCUUCACCGAGAGGCUCUCCUGGCGGUGGUGCUUCUACAUCAACCUCCCGCUCGGGGCCCUCAUCUUCGGCGGCACCGCCUUCGUCCGGCUCCCCAACCCGUCCCCCCUGCAGCCCCUGCGCUCCGUCCUCCCGACGCUGCACCGCAGCCUCGACCUCGUGGGCUUCCUGCUCGUCGCGCCCGCCGUGUCCAUCCUGCUCGUCGCGCUGGAAUGGGGCGGCGCCGGCGACUACGCGUGGAGCUCGCCCACGCUCAUCGGCCUCUUCUGGACCUCGGGCGUCCUGGCCGCCGCCUUUGCCGGCUGGAUCUGCUACCGCGGCGACCAGAGGGCCCUCAUCCCGCCGGGGCUGUUCCGGAGCCGCGUCGUCGUCGCCAGCUGCGGCGUCACCCUGGCCGUCAUGGGCGCCAGCUUCGUCUCCACGUACUGGCUGCCCAUCUACUUUCAGACCGUCAGGGGGGAUACCCCGAUCUGGAGCGGCGUGCACCUGCUGCCCAACGUGAUUCCGUCCUUGGUGGUGAGCAUCGUCGUGGGCGCCCUGGUCGGCAAGAUCGGCUACUACCUCCCUUUCGCCGUGGCCGGCGGCACCGUCGUCGCCCUCUCCGGGGCCCUCCUCGCGACGCUCACGCCGUCCUCGCCCCCAGCCGCAUGGGCGGGCUACCAGGUGGCCCUGGGCGUCGGGCGCGGGCUCGCCGUGCAGGCGGGCUACCUGGCCAUGUCGCACGCCGUGCCGGCCGAGACGCUGCCGCUGGCCGUCUCGCUCAUGAUCUUCCUGCAGUACCUCGUCGGGUCCGUGCUGCUGACCCUCGCCCAAGUCGUCUUCACCAGCCAGUUCCGCGCCGAGCUCCCCCGCCGCGCCCCGGGCAUCGACGUCGAGGCCAUCCUCUCGGCCGGCGCGUCGGGCGUGGGCAAGGCCGCCAUCCCUCUCGACAAGCUCGUCGCCGUCAUCGGCGCCUACUCCGCGAGCGUGACCAAGGUGUUUUACCUGACUUCGUUCAUGGGCGUCGUGCUGUUCGUCGCGGCCCUCUUCUCGGGGUGGGUUGACACCAGGAAGAAGACGCCGCCGCCGCCGCUGCUUCUCUUGGAAGAGGAUACGUGUGAGGAGGAGGGAGACGACGACGUGGAGCUCGAGGACUUGGAGGAUCUGACUUGGAGCGAAAAGCUCGACGAAGUAUUUCCACGUCCCAGUUAUAUAUGA
Molecule: messenger RNA, 3063 nt
Organism: Purpureocillium takamizusanense
Lineage: Eukaryota; Fungi; Ascomycota; Sordariomycetes; Hypocreales; Ophiocordycipitaceae
Exons: 6
Coding region: 1264-3063 (599 amino acids)
Biological process (GO): transmembrane transport
Molecular function (GO): transmembrane transporter activity
Source: RefSeq, a predicted model, not a curated record